This is a messenger RNA of Selaginella moellendorffii, 1432 nucleotides long. RefSeq names its product barley B recombinant-like protein A. The transcript has a single exon. Lineage: Eukaryota; Viridiplantae; Streptophyta; Lycopodiopsida; Selaginellales; Selaginellaceae. Bases 247 to 1065 code for a protein of 272 amino acids. The record is from RefSeq and is a predicted model, not a curated record.
UAGGGCAGGAGAGAGAGAGAAAGAGAGAGAGAGAGAGGAGAGGGAAAGCAAAGAGCGCAACGGUCACGGCAUUCGUAGCGGCAGUGGCUGCGGCGGCGGCGCAAGCGCCAGCGACGGCGGCAUUCCUUGCGAGGCAGAGAUCUCUCGAUUUCUCGGACGAUUGGAGGUGAGCUCGCGAUUCAGUCGGCCACAAUAGCUAGAUUCCUCCAGGUAGUCACCAUAGGGCAGGAGGGCAAUGGGGCGUACAUGCCCGCGUUGCCGCCCAUGGGCUGCAACGAGCUAGCGGAGCUGGAGCUCGAGUCAGUGGCGCUGUCGGCGGCGCACCACCACCACCACCACCACCACCAACACCACCAACACCACCAGCCGGGGCUGCCCACGGCGGCGGCGGCGGUAGCAGCAGCGGCGGCGGUGAAGCAGCCCAAGCCCAGGAGCGCGGCGCGCAAGCAGCCCAAGAUCGAAGCCCUGGAUUCCUCGUCGCCGCCGGGGCAGCACGACCACACCAAGCUGGGCGUGAGGAGCAAUGCAAAGUUUAAGAAGCCGAUGCUCAACCCCGGCCACGCCUCGGGCUGGCUGGCGAUGAUGGAGACGGACGCGGCGGGGUUUCUCCUCGGCCACCACCAGCAACAGCAGCAGCAAUGCGAGCAGGAGCAAAUCGCGGGUGGCGUCGCGAGCAACAACGCCGCGGCCUCCCCCGCUGCCGCCACCGCCACGAAGGCCGAGAAGUCGGGCAAGAACAGUGGUGGUGCCAAGGCCGAGAGCUCCACCACCCGGAAGUACUACCCGGCUCCGUUCUGCUCGUGCACCGGGACGAACCAGCAGUGCUACAGAUGGGGGAAUGGAGGGUGGCAGUCGGCUUGCUGCACGACCAAGAUCUCCAUGUAUCCGCUGCCCAUGAAUCCCAAGAAGAAAGGCUCGCGAGUGGCGGGGCGGAAGAUGAGCGCCGGGGCGUUCAUGAAGCUCCUGGACAGGCUCACGGCGGAGGGCGUGGACGUGAACUCGUCGGUGGAUCUUCGCCCGCACUGGGCCAAGCACGGCACCAAUCGGUACGUGACGAUUAAGUGAUGGACAAGGCUCUUUCUCGGCUCGAUCAUCUCUUUGGUUCUUCUACUCUCGUUUCUUUCUUUCUUUCUUUCUGCGUCUAAUAUCACAGGAGAGAGCUUUGAUCGUCGAUCGAGACCACAGCACGCACUCCACAAACGCACAUCAACCAUGGUAUACAGCGAGAAAUUACAAGGUGUAAUUCUACCGAUGAUGAUGAAGUCUAGAAAACAAAAAAUGUAGCUAUGGAGAUUUUUAAGGGAGGGCGAGAGAGGGUUAUGUACAUUUGUGAAGCAGAUUGAGAGGAGAGGGAAAUUAUUUGCAAGGGGCAACACUACUUGCUUAUAACUGUACAUGGUUUUUCUCUCUAUAUUAUUUCUCCCUCGCGGAA